AGCGAUACCAUUCAGGUUCUCCUAAUAGUCCUGAAUAAAGUGUAGUAUCGAAAAACGGACUCAGAAUGAAGGCGUUCGCCUUUUUAAUGGCCACUUUUUUGGUCGGAUUAUCCACUGGCCUUGAAUGGUGGGAACAUGGAAACUUCUACCAGAUUUAUCCCCGUUCGUUCAAAGAUUCUGAUGGUGAUGGCAUUGGAGAUCUCGACGGUAUUACCCAGAAUCUGAAAUAUCUCAAGGAGUUGGGAAUGGAUGGAGUGUGGCUUUCGCCAAUCUUUGCCUCACCAAUGGACGACUUUGGCUACGAUAUCUCCAACUUCAGCGCUAUUCAACCGGAGUACGGUGAUAUGAGUGCUUUCGAGAGAUUGUCCGCCAAGUGCAAGGAGCUUGGUCUCCGUUUAAUUCUCGAUUUUGUCCCGAACCAUACCAGUGACAAGCACAAAUGGUUCAAUCGUUCCGUGCAUAGCGAAGAGGGAUACAAGGACUACUACAUCUGGCAUCCUGGUGUAACACUUGAAAAUGGCACCAAGGUACCUCCUUCAAAUUGGAUCAGUGUUUUCCGAGGAUCCUCGUGGGAGUGGAAUGAUAUCCGCAAAGAGUACUUCCUUCAUCAGUUCCUUAAGCAGCAACCAGAUUUGAACUAUCGCAACCCUGCUGUAGUUGAGGAAAUGAAAAAUGUGCUACGGUUCUGGUUGAAUAAAGGAGUGUCUGGCUUUAGGAUUGAUGCCGUUCCCUAUCUGGUCGAAAGUGCCGAAUUCGAGGGCCGCUACCGUGACGAACCUUUGAGUAGAGCAACUGAUGACCCGGAGAACCCCGCUUACCUAACCCACACGCAGACUAUGGACCAGCCGGAAACUUACGACCUGGUCUACGGGUGGCGUGCAGUGCUGGAUGAAUACACUAAGCAGGAUGGACAGACUCGUUUGAUGAUGACCGAAGGCUACACGAGCUUACCCAAAGUGGUUGAAUUCUUCGGAAACAGUACUGUCAACGGGUCUCAAAUUCCGUUCAACUUCCAACUGAUAAGUAACAUAAACAAGAACAGUACUGCAGCCGAUUUUGCACACUAUGUUAAGUUGUGGCUAGAUGCAAAACCCACUAACAGACGUUCGAACUGGGUGCUAGGUAAUCACGACAACAACCGUCUCGGAACGCGUCUCGGAGAAAAGAAGAUUGAUUUGUACAAUAUCGCCUUGCAAACAUUGCCGGAUAUCGCCAUCACGUACUAUGGCGAGGAAAUCGGAAUGGUUGAUCAGUAUAUUCCUUUCAACGAAACCGUUGAUCCGGCUGGCUUGAGGGCGGGCGAGAAAGACUUUGCGUUGUAUUCUCGUGAUCCUGCUCGCACACCGAUGCAAUGGGACAACGGCAAGAAUGCUGGAUUUUCCAAAGGCAAUAAAACUUGGCUCCCGGUGGCCAGUAAUUACAAAAAGCUGAACGUAAAGGCACAAGAGAAUGCAAGGAAGAGCCACCUCAAGACGUUCAAGAAGCUUACCAAAUACCGCAAGCGUCGAAUUCUGACCGAAGGAGACUUUGACAUGCAAUUGAUUAAUGAUAAUCUUCUCGCGUACAAGCGACAAUCGCAGAAAUCCGGGUAUGUUAUCGUGGUGCUAAACUUUGCUACCGUACCGCAGGAAAUCAAUCUGCCCAGCAAGUUUGCUAACAUUAACCGGAAAAUGCAAGUUGUCGCUUCAUCCGCGCAAGUCACCACUAGGGAUAGUGGUUGGAUCGAUACGACUAAUUAUAAGCUGGCUGGAGAAGCCGGCAUUGUAUUACAAUACCUUCGUGGGCCCAACCCAAUUGUCUCGUGAGAGAUUCUCCGAGAUUAAAAAUCAUUCCGGUUAACUUGAAUUUGAAAUGUUAAAAUAAAUAAUAAGCAUUGAAAA
Molecule: messenger RNA, 1880 nt
Organism: Toxorhynchites rutilus septentrionalis
Lineage: Eukaryota; Metazoa; Arthropoda; Insecta; Diptera; Culicidae
Product: probable maltase
Exons: 3
Coding region: 66-1805 (579 amino acids)
Biological process (GO): carbohydrate metabolic process
Source: RefSeq, a predicted model, not a curated record